AUGCGUCUCCCCUACGUCGACGAUGACCCCAAAAUGUCCAACGCAGAAGACCAAGCGGUAGUCGACCGCGUAAAAGAGCGACGAGGCGGCAAACUCAUCGCCCUCGACAAAGCACUCCUGCACGCCCCUCCCGUCGCCGACGGCUGGAACUCGUUCCUGAAAUCGAUUCGAACCCAGACCACCCUCUCAGACUCCAUCCGCGAGCUCGCAAUCUGCCGAGUGGCUUCCGUGAACCAGGCAUGGUACGAGUGGGAUGCUCAUCGGCCGAUUCUAGAGAAGGCGAAUGUACUGCCGCAGGAGGUUAUCAAUAAGAUUAUGGAUCCAAAGUGGGAUGGCAGUGGGCUGGAUGAGAAGCACUUGGCGGUGUUUGAGUAUACGAAUGCGAUGACUUUGGGAGUCAUAGUGAGGGAUGCGGUAUUUGCGAAGCUGAAGAGUUUCUUCAAUGAGAGGGAAGUGGUGGAGAUCACGGCGACUGUGGCGGCAUAUAACACGGUGUCGAGGUUUCUGGUCGCGCUGGACGUGGGAGAGAUGCGUGAGAAGUACAAAGUAGAUAUGGAUUGA
Zasmidium cellare ATCC 36951 is the source of this 561-nucleotide messenger RNA. RefSeq lists its product as uncharacterized. The record is from RefSeq and is a predicted model, not a curated record. NCBI's taxonomy places the organism in Eukaryota, Fungi, Ascomycota, Dothideomycetes, Mycosphaerellales, Mycosphaerellaceae. The transcript has a single exon. Gene Ontology annotation, molecular function: peroxiredoxin activity. The coding region runs from base 1 to 561 and encodes 186 amino acids.